Trichoderma aggressivum f. europaeum is the source of this 1689-nucleotide messenger RNA. Its product is annotated as transcriptional regulator family: Fungal Specific TF. The transcript is spliced from 5 exons. Gene Ontology annotation, molecular function: DNA binding; DNA-binding transcription factor activity, RNA polymerase II-specific; zinc ion binding. Gene Ontology annotation, biological process: DNA-templated transcription; regulation of DNA-templated transcription. The record is from RefSeq and is a predicted model, not a curated record. Bases 1 to 1689 code for a protein of 562 amino acids. Lineage: Eukaryota; Fungi; Ascomycota; Sordariomycetes; Hypocreales; Hypocreaceae.
AUGCCCCUUCUAAACAAGGACGAAGAUUGUCGUGCAAGCGAUGCCAAUAUCGGAAGAUGUUCUCGUACAGAACCUUGCGAAAAAUGCACAACUGCCGAUGUGAAAUGCGAAUACUCUGUGAUUGACCGCAAACGUACUCCAGCGUCCGCCGAGUACGCCCUAAGCCUUGAGAGACGAGUCCAGUCGCUUGAGUCUUUCAUCAUGAAUCUUAAAAGUGCCUCUCACAAAGAGCGGGAACACAUGCUUCUCUCUAUGACAGCUGACCAACUUUCCAACGUCCCACCUGGCAAUCGGAUGGAACGAGAGGUAUUGAAAAUAAACGAGCUCAACUCCACAAACCUCGAACUCGACAUAGAUGGUGCUCUCAUCUUCCACGGUGCAACGAGCAUCUACCGUGUCGAGCCUCACGGAUACUCUCAAAGUCGACACAACCCUAUGCUCUCCUGGGCUGGACAAACCGGAAGUGUGGUUACUAACUUCGAACACGUCAUGGAGCACUUCGGUAUCAGCUCAGAAGGUGACGUCGUAAUCCGCGCCCUUACUGAUUUCUUUCGGUGGCAAUACCCCUACUUUAUGUUUGUCUACCGUGAGGCUUUCUUACGGGACCAUUUUGGGGAUAGAAAAAAUUGCAACUACUGGUCAGCAGCGCUACUCAUGGCACUCUGUGCGCUCGGGGCGAUGGUGGCUUCUGACGAUAAACAAAGACGGCUCAGCGACCAGUUCUUCCUAGCGGCUGAGAGCAUCAUCAUGGUCUCUGGGCUUGCAAAGCCUUCCAUCCCGACAGUUCAGGCAUUUCUAUGUCUCGCAUUCUACGAGAUUGGCCGAGGUAACCUGUCUAAAGGCUGGAGUUUCUCCGGGAUUGCCUUCCGCAUGGCACAGGAUCUUGGAUUCCAGCGCGACCCAGAUAAUUGGGUGCCUCACAAUGCCUCACUAGGCACUCAUGAAGACAGCGAGAUUCGCAGACGUAUUUACUGGGGUUGCUAUAAUUCUGAUAAGCUCAUCAGCCUCAUCCUAGGCAGGCCGGUUCACCUUGUAUACGAUGCCGCUGAAGUUGAUGCAUUGAAGAUAUUGCCCGAUGGACCGGCAAUGGAGUAUUGGCGUCCUGUGGGCUUCGAAGCCAACGGUGAUCACACGAUAAGAGACACCAUCUCUAACAUACCUUUUGUCCAGGAGCAGAUACGCCUAUCUCGGAUCGUAGAAAGCAUGAUGACUGUCCUCUUUCCCGUUCGGAUCAACCAGGAUGCUGUCUAUCGUACAUCCAAUCUAAACAAACUCAAUCUAGAAUUAUUACGGUGGCAUGAAUCUCUGCCAACUUUUGCAAAAUGGACUCGCUGGGACAUGACCAAUCUCAGCGCAGUGCCAGGGCUAAUAGCGGUUCAUGCUCGUAUUGCCUUGAAUCACGACAAUGCCGUCACUGGCCAUCAAGAGAUUGAGCGAAACUCUUCUUGCCAGUACUGCGUCACCUCAGCCCAGAAUAUCAUUACCCUCGUACGCAUCUACCGCGUCAGGUACGAUCUGCGACAUUCGCCUCUUGUGCUCGUCUACGCUUGUGUACAGGCUAUUCGUGUCGUUAGUAUACUUGGAACAUCGGAGGAAGAAGAGUACCUUACUCAAGCACUAGGCGAGUGCUCGGGGACCUGGGCCCUCGCCAACCAGAUACAGCUACGCCUCGCCAUCAUGUCACCAUAA